Molecule: messenger RNA, 1548 nt
Organism: Drepanopeziza brunnea f. sp. 'multigermtubi' MB_m1
Lineage: Eukaryota; Fungi; Ascomycota; Leotiomycetes; Helotiales; Drepanopezizaceae
Source: RefSeq, a predicted model, not a curated record
AUGGCGAGCAGCGUAGAUGCGAAGCUGUUGCGAACGACGAAGUUUCCUCCCGAGUUCAAUCAGAAAGUCGACAUGCAAAAAGUCAAUGCUGAGGUGAUGAAGAAAUGGAUCGCAGGGAGGAUUUCUGAGAUUCUGGGCAAUGACGACGAUGUCGUGAUUGAGCUAUGCUUCAAUCUCAUUGAGGGUGCUCGAUUUCCCGACAUCAAGAAAAUGCAGAUACAACUCACUGGAUUUCUCGAUAAAGAUACGGCCCCGUUCUGCAAGGAACUGUGGAAGCUCUGUUUGAGCGCGCAAACGAGCCCGCAGGGCGUCCCGAAGGAAUUGCUCGAGGCGAAGAAGCUGGAGCUGAUACAGGAAAAGCUGAAAAAUCCGCGGAAGAAGCACGCAUCCGUCGGGAAGAGGAGCAACGCCGUGAACGGGACACCAAUACUAUUCGCAACCGUGAGCGCGGCGAACGUAGCGAUAGAGGGGAUAGAGGGGAUCGAGGGGAUCGAGGGGAUCGAGGACGCCGUGGAGGACGAGGAGAUACAUGGCGAGGAGGUCGCAGCGAUAGAGACUUCGAUCGUGGAUCAGGCAGAGGAGAUAGGGAUUUUGGUCGCGGGGACAGUGGCGGAAGAUGGGAUGACAGAGGUUUUGAACGAAGGGGCCAACGGUCAAGAUCGCCUCGCCGGAGAGGUUCUAGGGAACGUCCAGCGUACCGAGAGCCCCCGAGAGUUGAUUCCUACGUUCCAGGUGGUCGGAGUGGGAGGAGAAAUGAUCGUAGACGACCAUCCUCCUCUGUAUCACGAUCGCCAUCUCCUGCAAGACCCAAGUCAGGCUCUCGCACACCUCCACGCCGACGAGCACGCUCCAUAUCUCGAUCUCGAUCUCGCUCCCGCUCGCCGCCUCGUAGACGAUCGAGGUCACCAGAUCGACGAAAUUCAUACCGUGGAAAGGGUGGUAGAGGACAAGAUCGUGGAAAACGUCGAAGAUCGCCGACUCCUUCUGAUUCCUCCCGCUCUCGUUCUCCAAGACCCACCAGACGUAGAAGAUCUUCCUCAACUGUCUCCCGAUCCCCGCCUCCAAAGUCUCAAAGAUCCCGACGCAUCGCUAGUUCCCCCUCAAGAACUCCUUCAAUCUCCAGAUCACGAAGCCGCAGCCCUCGCACUGUCACGAUCUGGAAGGGGUCGUGAACGUGACGAGCGUCGGCUAACUAGGAGCAACAGCCGGAGUAUAACGCCGCAACGCCGUCGUCGAAGUCGCUCCAGAAGUUCUAGUCGUAGUGUGAGAGACCGAAAGCGUCGCCACUCUUCGGUUGAACGUUAUGAACCAUCAAAGAGGCGACGAAAUACCUCUUCCGCUUCUGCAAGGGAUAGAAAGGCUGAUAUUGAAGAAGAGAACGACAGGGACUCAUCACGACGAGAAGAAAGCAAGAAUGCUCCGCCCGACGAGAUGAAAGAUCCUAGGAGGCAGGCAAAUGAAUUGCGAGAGAAGUUACUCAGGGAGAAAAUAAAGAAGAUGAGGACUAUCGGUGCCGACUCGUUUAAUGCGAAGGCUAACGCGAGUUGA